Calidris pugnax (ruff) is the source of this 1651-nucleotide messenger RNA. RefSeq names its product aldose reductase-like. NCBI's taxonomy places the organism in Eukaryota, Metazoa, Chordata, Aves, Charadriiformes, Scolopacidae. The record is from RefSeq and is a predicted model, not a curated record. Gene Ontology annotation, molecular function: aldose reductase (NADPH) activity. The coding region runs from base 93 to 1043 and encodes 316 amino acids. Gene Ontology annotation, cellular component: cytosol. The transcript is spliced from 10 exons.
CCGCGCCGGGGCGGGGCAGGCCCCGCCGCUAUUAAAGGCGCUGAGGCGGCCGAUUUUGCGGUGGUGCCGUUUGUGGGUCUGUGUGAGAGGCCAUGGCGACUUACGUGCAGCUGAACACCGGGGCCAAGAUGCCCAUCCUGGGGCUGGGCACAUGGAAGUCUCCACCAGGAAAAGUAACAGCUGCAGUGAUGGCUGCCAUUGAUGCUGGCUACCGUCACUUUGACUGUGCCUACGUGUAUCAAAAUGAGAAUGAAGUUGGGGAUGGGAUCCAGCAGAAAAUCAAGGAAGGUGUUGUGAAACGAGAGGACCUCUUUGUUGUCAGUAAGCUGUGGUGCACAUUUCAUGACAAGCCUCUGGUGAAGGGAGCCUGCCAGAAGACUCUUGCUGCCUUGAAACUGGAUUACCUGGAUCUCUACCUCAUCCACUGGCCUCUUGGUUUUAAGGCAGGAGAGGAGCUGUUUCCCACAGAUGACAAAGGCAUGUCAAUACCCAGCAACACAGAUAUCCUGCAUACGUGGGAGGCCAUGGAAGAGCUGGUGGAUGCUGGUCUGGUAAAAGCCAUUGGUAUCUCCAACUUCAACCAUGAGCAGAUUGAAAGAAUCUUGAACAAGCCCGGACUGAAGUACAAGCCUGCAAAUAACCAGGUUGAAUGUCAUCCAUACCUUACCCAGGAGAAGCUCAUCAAGUACUGUCAAUCCAAAGGGAUUGCUGUGACAGCGUACAGCCCCCUGGGCUCUCCUGACAGACCCUGGGCUAAGCCAGAGGAUCCUUCCCUUCUGGAUGACCCCAAGAUCAAAGAGAUUGCAGCCAAGCACAACAAAACCCCAGCACAGGUCCUCAUUCGGUUCCACAUCCAGAGAAAUGUGAUUGUGAUUCCCAAGUCUGUCACACCACAGCGCAUCGUGGAGAACUUCAAGGUGUUUGACUUUGAAUUGACUAAAGAGGAGAUGGCAACCAUUCUCAGCUUUAAUAGAAACUGGAGAGCCUGUGCAAUGAGCACGUGCAAGACUCACAAGGAGUACCCUUUCAAUGCAGAAUACUGAAGAUGGUUUCCUGCCUUUCUCCAGACUUCCCAGAUAAGCUUCUGCUGUUGCCUAUGAGUUGUCUACGUUGCUUUCUCACUGCAUCAGACACCUUCCCCCUGCCUUUUUUUUUUUUCUUUUCCCCCUACAAAGAUGCAGUAUAUGUACUCGGUGACUUUUUCUUUUUUUUUUUUUUUUUUUUUUUUUGGAAGAAGGAAAUGCUAAAAUGGUUCUGAAGAGCACACUGUGUGGACUAGUAGAUUGUCUUUGCCAAACUGCAUAUCUGGAAUUGGUAAGCAGAAAAUAUUGAGAAAGUUUGAACAAGCAGUCACUUUUAUUUUGGAAUACUAUGAAUCGGAGAUAGUGACUAUUGUUGUCUGGAAGGACCAGGAUAUUGGCAGAUUUUCAUGUAAUUAAUGAGGUCUGGUUUUUUUUUUGAUUACUUUUGGGUUUGGUUUUGUUUCUUUGUAACACUCCAUGCUUUUUUUUCCUCUAAUUGAAAGUACAAGUCAAUUUCUAUGUACAGCAGUUUCUACAUGGGUAGCUCUUAGAAAAACGUAUAGGUCCUGGUUUCUUGUUGAUAUAAAAGCUGGUUUUGCUUAUAAUAAAAUACAAGUUUCAUUACUGUG